Messenger RNA from Mustela lutreola (European mink), 2496 nucleotides. It is a transcript of the gene SCD5, whose product is annotated as stearoyl-CoA desaturase 5. The record is from RefSeq and is a predicted model, not a curated record. The transcript is spliced from 5 exons. Gene Ontology annotation, molecular function: oxidoreductase activity, acting on paired donors, with oxidation of a pair of donors resulting in the reduction of molecular oxygen to two molecules of water. Gene Ontology annotation, biological process: lipid metabolic process. Bases 125 to 1087 code for a protein of 320 amino acids. NCBI's taxonomy places the organism in Eukaryota, Metazoa, Chordata, Mammalia, Carnivora, Mustelidae.
CCGAGGUCCCCGCCCCCCCGGAGAGUUGGCGCCCGCGGAGCCCGCCCGCUGUGGCCGUCCCUGUCCCUGUCGCUGUCGCUGUCGCCUGUCGCCGUCGCGCCGUGAGCGCCCCGCUGUCCCAGCCAUGCCGGGCCCGGCCGCCGCCGCGGGGCACGUCCCGCACCGCAGCGCCGAGGGGCAGGCCCGGCCGGGGGCGGAGGGCGCGGGGCAGGGCGGGCGGCGGCGCAUCGUCUGGAGGAACGUGGUGCUGCUGGGCCUGCUGCACGCGGCCGCCCUGUACGCGCUGGCGCUGGUCCCCGCCGCGCGGCCGCUCACGCUGCUCUGGGCCUACUUCUGCUUCCUCCUGAACGCCCUGGGUGUGACAGCCGGUGCCCAUCGCUUGUGGAGCCACAGGUCCUACAAGGCCAAGCUGCCCCUGAGGAUAUUCCUGGCUGCUGCCAACUCCAUGGCUUUCCAGAAUGACAUCUUCGAGUGGGCCAGGGACCACCGAGUCCACCACAAGUACUCGGAGACCGACGCGGACCCUCACAACGCUCGCCGGGGCUUCUUCUUCUCGCACAUCGGGUGGCUGUUUGUGCGCAAACAUCAGGAUGUCAUUGAGAAGGGGAGAAAGCUUGACCUCACCGACCUGCUGGCGGAUCCUGUGGUCCGAUUCCAGAGAAAGUACUAUAAGAUCACCGUGGCGCUCAUGUGCUUCCUGAUCCCCACGAUGGUGCCCUGGUGCUUCUGGGGGGAGAGUCUGUGGAACUCCUACUUCUUGGCUUCCAUCCUCCGCUACACCAUCUCCCUCAACAUCACCUGGCUGGUCAACAGCGCUGCCCACAUGUACGGGAAUCGGCCCUACGACAAGCACAUAAGCCCCCGGCAGAACCUGCUCGUCACUCUGGGUACCAUUGGUGAAGGCUUCCACAAUUACCACCACACCUUUCCCUUUGACUACUCCGCCAGUGAAUUCGGCUUAAAUUUCAACCCAACCACCUGGUUCAUUGACCUCAUGUGCUGGCUGGGGCUGGCCACGGACCGCAGACGGGCAACCAAGCCGAUGAUCGAGGCCCGGAAAGCCAGGACUGGAGAUGGGAGCUCGUGAACGUGGGGCCGCCGUCCGCUAUGUCUGCCAUCGACACCUGAGUUCAUGGCUCCUGUUACUGUAGUUCUCUUGCGUUGGAUGUGGGUGGGGGCAGAGGGUAGGGAGGAAGCAGAAUCUAUGGGGUUUGGGAACUUUCUCUUUGUCUCAAAAUAAUGUCAACUGUCAAUGAAAAACAUUUUAAUGUCACCGUAACUAUGAUUUAACAUUAGAGUGUAAGACGUGAUUUAGUCGCCGUAGCUACAGUACCUCAAACACACAUGGUCUCGUGCUUGUACGUGAUGUUGACCCUGACAGGAUGAAGGAGCUUAACACUGUCUCGGGGUGAUUCAGGCGAGCGUUAAUUUUCUUUUCUAGCAGCAAACCCAGCGCUGUUCUUAAACCCAUCAUCCGAAGGAGCAGAGAGGCAGCGCAGAAGACAGAAGAGUGGGUCCAGGGGCGCCUGGGUGGCUCAGUGGGUUGAGCCGCUGCCUUCGGCUCGGGUCGUGGUCUCGGGGUCCUAGGAUCGAGUCCCGCAUCGGGCUCUCUGCUCAGCAGGGAGCCUGCUCCACCCGCUCUCUCUCUCUGCCUGUCUCUCGGCCUGCUUGUGAUCUCUGUCUGUCAAAUAAAUAAAUAAAUAAUCUUAAAUAAAUAAAUAAAUAAAUAAAGAAGAGUGGGUCCAAGUGUCUAAAGAAUGUCUCUGCUUUGUAAUUCCUGCGUGUGUGUACGUGUGGUGCUGUUGCUUAAGAGAGCGGAACACUUUGAAAGACAACGGCACGGGAAAGGGCUCUCAGACUCUCUUUUUCCCUGUUUGAGCUUAUUAAUGCUCCACUGUCUCGCUCCAGAAGAGAUCUGCCCGGUGCCCAGUCCGGGUCAGGUCCCCAUCACGCCCAGCCCGUCCUACGCUUCGGUGCCCGUUUGGCUGUUUGGUUCUGCUAUAGAAUUAAGUUCAAAUCAAGGUCUCGUUUCAGUGUUAGACACCAGAUUCGUACUCUAAUCGGUCCCAGCCGCUGAGGCAAGUGCUUCCACUACUCCUGCUAAAUAAGCAUCUCAGUUUUCCACACCAGGCAUCAGAUCUUAGUAACAACAGUUACCCAGAACUCAGCGUCUGCUAAUGUUUCCCCUGCCUGCGGCCCUCCUUGAUUUUGCAGCAAAACAUAAAGCGAUCAUCAUGUAGCUUUGGAUUUAAAAAAUCUUCCGUGUGUUAAGUCGCCUUGUAAGGAGCACGUUGAAUUAACGGGACAGCGUCUCCUUUGUGUCGGUUGUCAGCGCAAAAGGAUGUUGGAGCUCCUUGAGGAUAAAUCUUUUCAGGAAAGAUGUAGGGACUUAAAACUUUGGAAAAAAGAAGGGGUGCUAGUAGGAGAUCAUCAGAAUGAAGUUCUUCACCCAGCAGCUGUUGGACACUGUUGUCUUGCCAUUAAUAAUGUACGAAC